This is a messenger RNA of Lodderomyces pseudojiufengensis, 2121 nucleotides long. RefSeq lists its product as uncharacterized. The transcript has 3 exons. Gene Ontology annotation, molecular function: nucleic acid binding. Gene Ontology annotation, biological process: DNA integration. NCBI's taxonomy places the organism in Eukaryota, Fungi, Ascomycota, Pichiomycetes, Serinales, Debaryomycetaceae. Bases 1 to 2121 code for a protein of 706 amino acids. The record is from RefSeq and is a predicted model, not a curated record.
AUGUCUUUCAGGUCUGUUGAAUCAACAGCAUUUAUUAAUAUCCUACGUCUGAAGAGUAUUAAAAUUUUUUCAGCUAAAGCUAGCCCAUUAAUUUUAGCAGGACUUAAACAAAUGAGAGCAAAAUCACCAGAAGUUAAACAAGCAUUUGAACAAUUAAAAUUAGAUUUAAAAUCAUCAUUAGUAUUAAAACCACCAGAAAUUAAUGCAACAUAUAUAAUAACUACUGAUGCAAGUGAUUAUGCUCUUGGAGCUGUUAUUGAAAUAUUAGAUAAGAAAACUUCAAAGAUCAAAGGUACAGUUGCAUUUUAUUCAAAAGCUUUAGAUAAACACCAAAGGAAUUAUAGUAUUAGAGAGAAGGAACUUUUAGCAAUCAUACAAACUUUGACUAGAUUUAGACAUUUUUUGCUUGGUUCAACAAUUGUAAUUAAAACAGACCAUAAAUCACUACAAUAUUUAAUUAAUAAUAAAAAACCACCAUCAUCAAGGUUAUCAAGAUGGCUAGAUGUAUUAUCAGAAUUCGAUAUUACUAUUGAUUACAUCAAAGGAAACACAAAUAUUGCUGAUGCAUUAUCUAGAAAAUUUACUGAAUUAGUUAAAUCAGAUACAGAUUAUGAUGCAAAUGAUUCAGAAGGUCUUACAAUUGCUAAUACUACUACUUCUCAUAUUGAAACUCAUCCAUUAGGUGAAGAUAUACUUGAAGAAAUUAAAGAAAGUUAUUCUCAAGAUGAACAAGCUCAUGAAAUUCAUUAUUAUCUUUCAAAUCAAUUAGAUCCACCAAAUUCAAUCAAAUACAGAAUUAAGAAAUUUAAUUACAGAAAUGGUAUUUUAUAUUUUAAAAGAUUUGAUUAUCGUGCCGAACCAAUUGAAAGAAUAUGGAUUCCAUCAAACUUAAAUUACAAAGUCAUCGAUUUACACCAUUCACCAGAUACAACUUUACAUCCUGGAGCAGAAGUUACUUAUUUAGAAAUGGUAAAGUUUUAUUACUGGCCAAAUAUGUUUAAUUCAAUUAAAAGAUUUGUUAGACAUUGUAAUAUUUGUCAAGCUAUUAAACCAAGAAAUAAUUCAAACUUUGGAUUACUUCAACCAUUACCAAAAAUAAUGCUAGAUGAAAUAUCUAGACUUCAUGGUUUACCAGAUGAAAUUAUACAUGAUAAUGAUGUUAGACUUGCAACUCAUUUUUGGCAGGAUUUUUUCAGAGAACUUAAAGUUGAAUUACAUUUUACAUCAGUUUAUCAUCCACAAUCUGAUGAUCAAACUGAACGUACUAAUAGAACAUUAAUUGCAUUAUUACGUGCUUUUGUUAAGAAAAAUGAUCAAGAUUGGUUAUUGAAAUUACCUAUUGUUGAAUAUGCUUAUAAUGCUCAUGUUCAUAAAGCUAUAAAAAUGACGCCAUUUGAAGCUGAUUUAGGUUAUAUUCCAAAAGCACUUCAUGUUGAUUCAAGAUUAAGACAAGCUUUUCCUAUUAGUCUGCUACCAAAUAAUUCGGAUUAUACAUUUGAUUUCGCAAAUAUGUUAAAACUUCAUCAAACUUUAAUUCCUCACAACAUAUUAGAAUCACAAGCUUCAAUGAAAAAACAGUAUAACAAACAUCGACAACCAUUAAAUUUAAAAACAGGAGAUUCAGUUUUAAUAAAUAGAAAAGCAAAUAUAAUUACAACAUCUUUCAGAACAACUAAACAAUCUAAUCUUUGUUUUGGUCCCUAUAGAGUCAUAAAAGCAGAUCCUAAUAAACCAAACAAUUAUUUACUUGAACUUGGACUUUCACCCGAUCAUAAUAGAAGUUUCAAUGUUAAAUUUCUUAAGAAAUAUAAUCAAUCGAAUACUGAAUAUCCUUUAAGUACCAAAUCUUAUUCACAAACAUGGGCUAGAAGAGGUAAAAUUGAUAAAAUGGUAGGAUUAAAUACAAUUGCUAAAAAAGUUGCUUUUACUUUUAAAGAUUGUGAUCCGUUUCAUGCUGUCUUAUUUGAUUUAGAUGAAGCAAAAGAAGUUAUUAGAGAAGAUUAUUUUAACAAACUUCUAAGGAUUUAUAACAGUUCAAAUCAUGUUGUAUCAAGUGGUCCUGAAGUUCAAUCAGAAGGUUCAAUCGAAGACGAAGAUGUUGAAAUGGUAGAUGCAGAUUAA